CCCRUCUAGAGCUCAGUCACUCGCUUUCAACAACUACAAAAACGUCGAACAAAAUUGCACAUGAUCAUGAAGUAUACGAGCUUAGCAUGCCUAUUCUUAUCGAUACAMCCGCAAGCUGAUGGGUUCACGCCAAUAUCGAAUAGGRUACUCCCGGUCACCAGUCUAGCCAGCACGCUCGCUCCCGAAACACCGAUGAAAAGAGGAUCUGACGAUGAUGAAAGUAAUGGCAGAAGCAGUGGUGACACGCCAAUCCAAAUAACAACCUCGAAGAUUAUCGAGAUAUCACAAUCGACAUCGUCGUCGCCUUCGCCGUCGACAAUAGAACAGCAAUAUGGCCCUAUAUCAAUGUCCUUUGAAGAACUUUCAGUUGCCUUAGGAGGUGCAGGUCGGGCGAAAAUAGUUUGGGAUUGUUACAAACUAGGCAUCGAUCCCGCUCUUAUGUUUGGAAGCGUGAUCAAUUUGGGACAAGAUGAUUACGAAUCAAUCGUCAAUCAAUUACCAUCGCAACGAAGGACCCAACGAUUGGGAGUGGCCGCAUUGAACACAUUAGAAACGCUAUAUCAACAAUCCUAUGGUGGACAAUCCAAUCCGAGUGUGACGAAGAUUGAAGGUGGCGUAGCGACCUUGUCGUUUGUAUCGCGCUCCGGAGAUGGAACAACAAAGCUGCUUCUAAAAAUGAGCGACGGUCUGGAAGUAGAGACUGUUAUAAUACCAUUUAAAGGAAAACGAUCGACGCUGUGCAUUAGUUCGCAAGUKGGAUGUCGCCAAGGUACGAUACGUAACAGUGAAUGAGCUAAUUACCAUCCAGCCUACUAUUUUUAAAUUAUCGACGAURMAUCUGUCGAAUCGAUUCGGUAUGAGUUCCAUGCACAAAAGCUUACUAUUUUUGACGAAUUUGUUUUCGAUCUUGUACUCUUUAAAGGUUGCACGUUUUGUGCGACAGGAAAGAUGGGGAAACUACGGAACCUAACUGCUGAUGAGAUUUUGGCACAAAUGUUUUUUGCCAAAAAGUUGUGUCGGCUGGAAGACUUGCCUGCCAUCUCCCACGUUGUGUUUAUGGGUAUGGGAGAACCUUCUGAUAACUUGCCCAACGUAGUUCGAGCAGCAAAAGCGCUAACCACAAGACCUUUCUUCAGGUUGGCAUCCAGUAAAGUGACUAUUUCUACCGUAGCGCCCACACCGGAAUGCUUCAUGGAAUUAGCUCAAGCUCCCUGUGUCAUGGCGUGGAGCGUCCAUGCCGUACGAGACGACUUGCGAAAGAAGCUAGUUCCCACAACAAAAUAUAGCAUGGUGGAAUUGCGACAGGGACUGAUCGAUGCACUCUUGACGAGACCAGAGAAUGGACGGAUUGUCAUGUUGGAAGUGGCCCUGAUGCGUGAGGUCAACGACCGAAUCGAACAUGCCGACGACAUCGUCGAUUUCGUGCAGGGCAUUCUCGACCAGGUGCCAGGUGUGAAACCACACGUCAAUUUGAUCCCAUUCAACGAUAUCGGGCAGUCYCUAUAUGAAAAGCCUUCGAUGGACGAUGUCAGAGCCUUCCAAAACCAUUUGCAGAGAAACGGUGUGUAUACUCAUGUACGAGCUACGAGRGGAGACGAGAAGACAUCGGCGUGCGGACAACUCGCGACUAAAAAACCAAAAGGUUCGUCGUGGAAAGGCACGCCCUGAAAAGAAGAGAUUMGRGUUAAUAGASCUUGGAGGAAUAU
Pseudo-nitzschia multistriata is the source of this 1706-nucleotide messenger RNA. The record is from the annotation of a GenBank genome assembly. Lineage: Eukaryota; Bacillariophyta; Bacillariophyceae; Bacillariales; Bacillariaceae.